AUGACCAAGGACAUAGGGCCUGAAGAAUAUCUUUGUACUGACUUUGAUUACUCGAAGCUAACAAAAACUCAAUUGAGAAAGAUAAUGUAUGAAAAUGGAGUUGAAGACUCAUUUCCAAUAACAUGCAAGAAGCAGAGACUUCUGGAUGCAUACAAGCGCAACAUCCACGAAAAGAUCGAGGAGCUGAAAGCAAAGAAGGGAAAAAUAUCGAUGGACAAUCCUUUUCAGAAGGCUGUGCCUUCAAAAGCAGAGAUUGAGAUGUUUGAGAAUGUUUCAGAAGUUAAAAGUCCUGAGAGGGCGCCAAAAGCACCGAAGAUAAGCAUUAGGAUGUCUCCAAAGUCAGGAGGGGCUUCUGAGAAGCAUGAUACAAAGAUUAAGCAUAAAAAGCAUGUGGAUAAGAGCACAGCAGGCAUGCCUUUGACAGCUAACGUUUCUGGCCUUGACUUUUGUAAUUCAUCUAUUUCAUCAUCUCUCAUGCUGAGCGGGUCAUCAGAAAAUGGGAUUGAAAUGCCAAGGAAGAGCGAUGAUGUAAGCAGCUCAGAUGUUCGUAGAAGGGCGUAUACGUCAGAUCCAACGCUUGACAAACUAGAGUCGAAAACAAAACGCUCUGGUACUGGUGCUAAACAGAGCAGUGGUGUUACUAUAAGCAGCAGUUCUAUGAAUGGAUGGAAAAUGAUCUAUGCAGCUGUAAUUGUUGCUCUAAUUAGUGGACUGGUGUAUAUCAGGAUUGCGUGCCCAUAUUGCAUAAAUGAUGCAUUUAUGUGUAUCAAGCAGCCUGAGCAUUCUAGAAUUGUUGAUGGAAAACUUGUGUGUGAUGAUGGAUUUGUAGUCAAGCAUGGGUUAGUGCGAGAUUAUUGUGUGAAAGACGACAGACACGAGAGGAUGAUGGCAUGGAAGAUACAUGAGAUUAAGAAGUAUUUGGAAAGGAGGAACGGAGAGUAUUCAUAUGGGAUGGCUAGCAGUCGAAUGGUUCCGAUUGAUACAUUAACAAAGGAGCCUGAACUGGUUGAGAGGAUUAAGAAUCAAGCAGGAAUUGUAGUGUUGGGCAACAUGAUGUAUUCAAUAAAGGCAAAAGCGCCUAUAAGAAUAUUUGUAAGAUAUUACAUGCGAAUGAUAAUAGCAAUUGCAAUACCAUUAGGAUUGAUGAUUGCAGUAGCAAAGAUGAUCAGAUCUAUCAAUAGGAAGAAAGAAGAGAGGCAAUACAUGGCUCGUAAGGUUGUUAGAGAUAUUUCUGACGUGCUUGUAAGACAGAUAUAUGUUUCUACUAAGAAUACUAACUUUCCGAGUUAUGUAUAUAUAGAGCAGCUUAGGGACUGUUUUGGAAUAAAUAAGAAGGUUUGGGCAGAUGUCGAGAAGAUGGUGGCAACCAACUCAAACAUAAGAAAAAUGUCUGUUGAGAACAAAAAAGCGUGGGAAUGGGUUGGGCCGAUUCUAUACAAGCCAGAGUUCAACGGAAGUCUGUUCUAA
Ordospora colligata OC4 is the source of this 1467-nucleotide messenger RNA. RefSeq names its product Man1-Src1p-C-terminal domain-containing protein. Gene Ontology annotation, molecular function: chromatin binding. The transcript has a single exon. Gene Ontology annotation, cellular component: nuclear inner membrane. The coding region runs from base 1 to 1467 and encodes 488 amino acids. Lineage: Eukaryota; Fungi; Microsporidia; Ordosporidae. The record is from RefSeq and is a predicted model, not a curated record.